CCACAAUUUACCAACUUUCACUGUUCACACUUCACACGGUGUGCAGCUUGUAUAUUUCACCCAUCAUUUAUGAUUCAAGUAUAUAUACAUACAUCCACGUUAGAAAGAUAGACAGUCUCCAGCUAUAUGUAUAGCUGACUAGCUUCAGUGCGUUCAGUAUCGAUAAUUGACUCAGUGAACUGACCGUACAUAUAACCGUCCACAAUGCUUCGGUGUGACCGCAUCUUUUAGCGUGGUAUUCUAUAAGUUGGCUUCAGGCGCUGAAUAAAAUACGGAUAAUAUAAAAGCAAAUCUUAUCGCACGGUGCGAUUCAAUGGUCAGAUACUGUUGCUGAUUAAUUGAUAAUGUACAAGCUGCGUGUGUUGCCGGCCAUAGGCCCCCAGCUGUGGAGGCGGUCCGUACAGAACGCACUACAGCAUCAGCACGGAGUACGACAACGCAAUGUUUUCAGUAGUCCAACACGCAGGUAUACAACCGGAAAUAAGAAUAAUGACUCUAAAGCUGAUCAGAAGUUACCGUCGUCGCAUACUUCGAACCCCACCAACGCGAGGGACAGUACAGCAGAGACUGUCAAAUCAGAUGCCACGAGCGGAGAUGUGCCCUCUAGUGCUCACGGUCCUUUGUAUGCUACACCCUCUGAAGUAAAUUCCCAGCACUUCUCCCUUUCAGCUAACAAAACAGCGAGUGCAAACUCAGCACAGACCGGGGCAUCCCGUGUUCAUAGUCCGUUGUAUGGCAAACCUUCUGAGGUGCCCCAAACAAGCACAACGCAAUCUGCUACCAACCCUGCGAGUUUACUACACCCAUCUAAUCCUACCUCGCAGCCCUCGAAUACAAUGCCACCACCCGAUGCGGCCCAAUCUGCACCGAAUGGGGCACCAGCAAACACACACCCAUCUGCAACAAGCACGCUAUCCUCUACACAAGCAGCACUGCAUGGUAGACUCGCACACUCACAUUCAAGUAGCACAUCCUUCUCGCAAACACAGACAAGUACAGGAGCAUCGCAAGGUGGAAAUGGUGGGAAAGUUGUCGAAAAUGUAAUGGGUAGUGCUUCAAGUGGGCGUGAAGUGCCUAGAAGCGCGCAUACGAGCGCGAAUGGAGCAGCUUCAAACGGGAAGGGACCAAGCGCUGGUACAGAUAGUACCACAGGCACCGGCGCAGAAGCUGUGACUCAGAGUAUGAUUGCGUUCAAGAAUAUGAGCGUGAGUGGCUUGAACAAAGUACGCGAGAAAGUGGGGCGCACGUCAGAUAAGUGGGUGUCCGGGUUUAAGAGUUUCCAGUCAGAUUUAAAGGCGAGUAGCGGUUCGGGGCACUGGACGGAGAACAUUGGUGCGUGGACUAAGAUUACAUCGGAGCGAAUCAAUGCUCUGACGGGCUAUGAGGGGAUUAUGAGGCUCAAAGCGGGUGUGGAGACCAGCGACGCAGCACACAUGUCUGCGAGAGUGGCGUAUAAAGAAGCUCAGGCUUACCUGGCAGAUAUUCUCAAGCAACGGAGAACAGCACAACAGGAAAUUAAUUCGCUUCUGCAAAAGCAGCAACACUGGGGGAGUGAAGACGUGGUCAAAUUCGGCGAACUGCACAGACUUGAGCACCAGUUGAAGCGCAGUGAGGAGGCCGCCGAGAAAGCCUUGGAACGCGCGGAGGGGAAUGUGGAGACGACCCUGCGUAAAUAUACAUUAGCCAUUCGAGAACGUUACCAUGAGGAACAGCUCUGGAGUGACAAGAUUCGUAGCAUUUCUACGUACGGAACGCUCAUCGUUAUGGCUUUCAAUUUCUUCCUUGUGUUCCUAUCUCUGGUUGCCUUUGAGCCUCGCAAAAGAAGGAGAAUCAUCGCCGGUGUGAAUGAGAGGUUAGAAGACGUUCUGACAGAAGAACGCCACUUCAUACACAGGGAAGUGCAGGAUGCUGUGAAGGCUCUCGACCGCACGUUCCUACUCGAAGCUCUUACUGCGCAAUCGAAAUCCAACUCAUCGGCGGAGACUACAUCGCCACUGCAAUCGAAAUCUAUAGAAAAUCAGUCUUCUACGCUUGCAUCUGAUACUGCGCCUGAAGCAAUCACAGAGAUAGCGACAGAAGGUGAAGUUUUCAGGGAGGCGGACGUUGUGCACGAUGUAGGUGAGCCGUCGGUAACGGUACAUACGAUCAAUCCGGGUGCUUCUACUAGUCUCGAGAUAGAUUCGCCAGCGUCGCAAAUACUCAACGUACUGAGCAGGGUGAGCACAACGAUCUCGGAUAUGAUUCCGGCGAGCAUCGCCAAGCAUUCGCCAAAUUACGGUCUUGUGCAUGACGAAGAAGUUCAAAAACUACUCAUAGGGACUGUGCUUGUCUCAGCCACAGUUACAUUUAUGCUGCAGCGACUGCUGGGAUCAUAGCGUUGUUUAGCUAAAUAAGUCUAAAGCUUUUCACGUAAGUAUGUUCGUUGAAAUUGACUACGGUCUUGCGCGUGACGAGGGAAUUUAGAAAUCGCUCGUGAGGACUGAGCUCGUUUCAGACACCAACGCACAUAUCACCGACACACACUUGCUGUAGCGACUGCUUAGAGCAUAGCGGAUCUGUAUGGUAAUGGUUAGAUGAUUUGAAUGGUUCUUAGCUGUAGAAAUAAAAUCAACCGAAAUGAACUUCGC
Messenger RNA from Sphaeroforma arctica JP610, 2627 nucleotides. RefSeq lists its product as hypothetical. The record is from RefSeq and is a predicted model, not a curated record. Gene Ontology annotation, cellular component: mitochondrial inner membrane. Gene Ontology annotation, biological process: inner mitochondrial membrane organization. Bases 345 to 2375 code for a protein of 676 amino acids. NCBI's taxonomy places the organism in Eukaryota, Ichthyosporea, Ichthyophonida. The transcript is spliced from 8 exons.